CUUCCUUUUUCCUCCUCUCGUCUUCCAUUUCACCGCAGGUAAAGUCUGGUGUCAUUGUUUCUUAAUUUUUCUUCUUGUUCUCUGAUCUUCCUCUCCAGUGUCCGCCAUCGGGUUCAGAGUGCAAAGAUUUUUCUUUCUUCUUCCCAUGUAAUGGAGAUUCACCGGCGACCACCGAGUUUGGGGGGCAGCGGACCCUCUGGGUUCCCGCGUAACUCGGCCCUUGGUUUGGGGGACUUGGAGGGUGACAUUCAGUUGCUACGUUCCAAUGCAACUUUGUACAAUUACAAACCUUAUAUUGUAUGCCAUAAGCAGGCCCUUGUCAUACAAAAGAUAGCUGUGGAAGAGUUUGGAAGAUUUAAAGAUCAUGAGGGCAAAGACGAAGUGAACGAGAAGGAUAAGGAGGUCAAACUGCAAGCUGUGCAUAAAAGGUUAUUAAAGUUAAAGGACAAGAAUCUAGCAAACGACGGAUCGACUGAGCUAUCACUGGUUCCUGCAGUUGCUGCAACUGAAGACGACCAUGGAACAAGUUCUGGUCAUUCCAAUUUGAGAAAGGUGCCGACAAUAUCUAAACAACAACGACUGAGCUCCUCCCAACCAUUGGCUUAUAACUGGAAUGGAGAGUUCCCAGCUUCAGUUGUAAGGACAGAUGUUAAGCAGGACUGGAAAAAAAUAAGCUUCGUACCGGCCCUUGCCAUACAAAAGCUAGAGGCAGAAGAGUUUGGAAGAUUUAAAGAUCACGAGGGCAAAGACGAAGUGAAGGAGAAGGAUAAGGAUGUCGAACUGCAGUUGCUGCAAGCUGUGCAGAAAAGGUCCUUAAAGUUAAAGGACAAGAAUCUAGCAAACGACGGAUCGGCUGAGCGAUCACUAGUUCCUAAAACUGAAAACAACCAAGGAACAAGCUCUGGUCAUUCCAAUUUGAGAAAGGUGCCGACAUUAUCUAAACAACAACAACGAAUGAGCUCCUCCCAACCAUCGGCUUAUAACCGGAAUGAAGAGUUCCCAGCUUCAGUUGUAAGGACAGAUGUUAAGCAGGGCUGGAAAAAAUUAAGCUUUGUACCGAGUUUAUCAAGAGGUUUGCCCAGACAAAAAUGAUGAAAUGAACAGAUUGAAGAUAGAAGAGAAGUAAAAAAAGCUAUGACAAUUGUGUCUAUUGAUUUUUGUGAUCAGUGAAUUUAUUAAUGGAAUUUUAAGUUGGGAUUAGUUGUAUGAUGUGAUAUAAAUGAGUAUU
This is a messenger RNA of Andrographis paniculata, 1228 nucleotides long. RefSeq lists its product as uncharacterized. The record is from RefSeq and is a predicted model, not a curated record. The transcript has 7 exons. NCBI's taxonomy places the organism in Eukaryota, Viridiplantae, Streptophyta, Magnoliopsida, Lamiales, Acanthaceae. Bases 151 to 1092 code for a protein of 313 amino acids.